Exophiala bonariae is the source of this 1794-nucleotide messenger RNA. RefSeq lists its product as uncharacterized. Gene Ontology annotation, molecular function: dipeptidyl-peptidase activity. The record is from RefSeq and is a predicted model, not a curated record. The transcript is spliced from 6 exons. NCBI's taxonomy places the organism in Eukaryota, Fungi, Ascomycota, Eurotiomycetes, Chaetothyriales, Herpotrichiellaceae. Bases 1 to 1794 code for a protein of 597 amino acids.
AUGAAUCGCUUUGGUAAUAUCAACGUGGAAUACAAGAAAGCCAACAGUGACUUUAGUACACGUUGGCAGGAUUUCAGAAUAUGCACUCAAGUAUUGCCCAAGGGAUGGGUCAAAGCCCCUGGUCGACGGCCAUUGGCGGAAGAUUUGAUUUUUGAGAAGGAUUGCGCCAUCCCACUUAGGGAUGGACUGAAGAUGUGGGCCGACAUCUUUCGACCUUCGACUUCUAGUAACGAGCCAGUUCCCGCAAUCAUUGCGUGGAGCCCAUACGGGAAAGAAGGAAAUGAUCACCAGGGUCUCGAUGCCAUCCCGUUUCGCGCUGGGAUUCCUCGGAAUAGGACAAGUGAUCUGGAGAAGUGGGAAGCCCCAGAUCCUGCUGAAUGGUGUCCUCGAGGAUAUGCAAUUGUCAAUAUCGAUCCUCGUGGAGUAUAUGAUUCCGACGGGGAUAUCGCGGUACUUGGUACACAGGAGGGUCGUGACGGAUAUGAUGCUGUUGAAUACAUUGCCUCGCUCAGCUGGUGCACGGGUGCCGUUGGGUUUGGAGGAAACUCAUGGCUAGCUGUUGCUCAAUGGUUCAUUGCCGCAGAGAAACCUCCUCAUCUGAAGGCCAUUGCACCCUGGGAGGGACUGAGUGACUACUACCGUCAUCAAAUGGGCUGGGGUGGCAUACCAAAUUCCGCUUUUUGGGACUUUCGGUCUGGUGGUUACCACGGCAAGAAUAGACUGGAGGACACGGGUGCAAUGCUUCUCAAGUAUCCUCUCGUUAACGAGUAUUGGAACGAUAAGCGUGCAAAGAUAGAACUGAUUGAUGUUCCAAUGUAUGUCCUCGGAAGCUUUUCCUCAGGUCUACAUACCGAGGGUUCGAUUCGAGGAUUUUUGUUUUCAGCUUCCAAAGACAAAUGGUUGCGAAUUCACGAUAGCCAAGAAUGGUAUGACCAGUAUCAAGAAUUUGCAGUAGACGACCUGCAGAAAUUCUUUGACAGAUAUCUGCGCGGGUUAGACAAUGAUUGGGAAUCAACGCCCAAAGUUCGACACUCGCUACUGGGUUACAAUUGUCCAUCUGUUGUAAAUCGACCCGAAUCUGCCUAUCCGCCCGACUAUGUCAAACACAAUACAUUCGUCCUCAACUGUGAGAAUGGAACUCUGCAAAAUGAUAGACCUCAGAAGUCUUCGAUUACCAGGUAUCUUGCGGACUCCUGGGAUGAUGAUGGCGCACAUUUUACGCUCAAGUUCCAUGAGUACACAGAGCUAAUAGGCUUCUCAAGAGUCAAAUUGUAUAUGUCCUGCGCUGAGAAUGAUGACAUGGACGUAUAUGUCAUUCUGAGGAAGCUUGAUCGAGAUGGGAAGCCCUUGCUGCACAUCAACAUGCCCCUGGAGAGCUUUCCACCGGGCACUACGGACACCGAUGUGCCAAAUGUCAACGUAUUCAAGUAUGUCGGUCCUGGUGGUAGAUUACGGGCAUCACAUCGAAAGAUCGAGCCAGAUCCACACCUGUCGCCUGAUCAGUGUCGCCUGAUUGCUCCGGGAGAUGUCUGGCACCCGCACGACCUUGAGGAGAAAAUCCCCCCCGGCGAGGUAGCAUGCCUAGAGAUUGCAAUCUGGCCAGGUGGGAUGCUCUUUCAAGCAGGCGAGUCUAUUCGACUAGAGAUCAAGGGUCACGAAGCGACAUUGCCUGAAUUUCCGGCAAUGGAGCGAGUUCCCAAAAACCUUAAUCGUGGAUAUCAUGUGGUCCAUUCAGGGCCCGAUUAUCCUUCUGAGAUCGUUUUGCCUUUGGUUUCUAGCAAGAGUUCCGUCUAG